AUGACGACGACGCGGCUGUCCCCGCGUCUCUUCGAGAAAACGCUGGACCUCUCCGCGCACCUCUCCCCGACCGCCUCCUCGCCGCCUACGCCGUUCGAUCACGCGGCCGGAUACUUCGCGCUCAACCGCACGCGCGCGGCGGAGAUGUUCUACUUCUACUUCCGAUCGAGAGACGCGGCGGCGGACGCCCCCGUCGUCCUGUGGAUGACGGGCGGGCCGGGCUGCUCCUCGGAGAUCGCGCUCUUCUACGAGAACGGGCCGUAUCGGAUCCUCGACGAUCUCACGCUCGCGGUGACCGAGCACGGCUGGGACACGGUCUCGAACCUGAUAUACGUCGACCAGCCGAUCAACACGGGGUUCUCGUACAGCGACGACCCGAGGGACGACGUCCAUGACGAGCGCGUCGUCGCGGAAGACAUGCUCGACUUUCUCUCCGAAUUCGUCGACGCGCACCCGGAACUCAGGCGCGUUCUCCUCACACUGGUCCCCAUACGACCGCGGCGCGAUUUUUACGUCACCGGCGAGUCGUACGCCGGGCACUACGUCCCCGCGGUGUCGUACGCGGCGUUCAAAGCGCAGCAGAGCGACGGCGUCGGGGUCGGGAUGCGCUUGAAAGGACUCGCGAUCGGGAACGGGCUGACCGAACCCGAGAUCCAGUACGGCGCGUACGCGGAUUACGGCUUGGGCGUCGACGUCGUCUCGAAAGCUGCGGCGGAGAUUUCUAAGAAGAACUACCCGACCUGCGCGAAGAUGAUCCGAAAGUGCGGCGGCGGCGCCGGGAGCGACGGCCCGACGCGCGAGAGCGAAGCGCGAAGGAAACUAUGCCUCGCCGCCGUCGAGUACUGCUCCGAGAAGGUGUGGGGCCCCGUGAUUAAAGACGCGGGCGACGUCAACGUCUACGACGUCCGCAAGAGAUGCGUCGGCGAUUUGUGCUACGACAUGUCGAACGCGGACAAGUUCCUGAACCAGCCCUCCGUGAAGGUAUCGCUCGGGGUGAAGCGCAACAUCACGUGGGAGGCGUGCGACGGCAGCGUGCAUCGGAACAUGAUGGCGGACUGGAUGCGCGACCUCGAGCCGACGAUUCCGCCGAUGCUCGAAGCCGGGCUUCGCGUGUUGAUCUACGCUGGCGAGGAGGAUUUCAUCUGUAACUGGCUCGGGAACCACCGAUGGGUGCGAGCGAUGGAGUGGAGCGGGAAGGACGCGUUCAACGACGCGCGGCCGGAGCCGUUCGUCGUCGACGGCGUCACCGGCGGCGACGUCACCGAGUCCGGGAACUUGGCGUUCUUGAGGGUGUCCCUCGCCGGGCACAUGGUCCCGAUGGACCAGCCCAAGAACGCGGUCGUCAUGCUGAAGCGGUUCGUAGCCGGCGAGCCCAUGAGCGGCGGGGAGUGGACGCCGAACGGUUCGUCUGAGGAGAAGGCGUUGUUACGGGGAAGAAAGGGAAAAGGCGGCGCGCCGAGGCGCGGCGGCGGCGGUGGCGGCGUCGUCACGUUGUGA
Messenger RNA from Micromonas pusilla CCMP1545, 1497 nucleotides. RefSeq lists its product as uncharacterized. Bases 1 to 1497 code for a protein of 498 amino acids. The transcript has 2 exons. The record is from RefSeq and is a predicted model, not a curated record. Lineage: Eukaryota; Viridiplantae; Chlorophyta; Mamiellophyceae; Mamiellales; Mamiellaceae. Gene Ontology annotation, biological process: proteolysis. Gene Ontology annotation, molecular function: serine-type carboxypeptidase activity.